Molecule: messenger RNA, 1149 nt
Organism: Chenopodium quinoa (quinoa)
Lineage: Eukaryota; Viridiplantae; Streptophyta; Magnoliopsida; Caryophyllales; Amaranthaceae
Exons: 3
Coding region: 230-511 (93 amino acids)
Cellular component (GO): mitochondrion
Source: RefSeq, a predicted model, not a curated record
CGAACGGGCAAGGCCCAAAAGGGCCAACACUAAAAAAAAAUAUACGUAUGACAGAAAUAAACACAGAAAGCAAAACGCUGUGGUUCAACCAUUUAUGAGUUCUGACUUUCACUAAUCAAAUUUUGGUUGCAAUUCUGAACCCUCUUCAACUAUCCACAAAGCCAAGGUAAACACGUCAUUGAUUCGAUUAAAGGGUUGCAAUUUUUUGCUGGAAAUUUUGAUCAGUCAAAUGGGUAUUCUCCAAGAAGCCAGAGAAAAUCAUGUCAAGAAGAAGGUUGAAGAAGCUUUACGCAGCAAAAUGAAGGCGAAGGCACUAAAAGAAUGUGAUACUUAUACUUCAAAGUAUGCUGAAUGUGCUUAUGGAAGGACUCUAUCCGUUGUUUGGAAGUGUAGGCAACAAGCAAAGGAAUUGAAUAAUUGCCUUCAUCAAUAUACCAAUGACUCUGUUCUGGAAGAAAUGAAGAAAGAGUACAUGAUACAGGAGGAGGCCAAGAGCUCUGCUAGAGUCUGAGCUUAUAUAAUGAGAUGUUUAAUUUGAACUGAGGAGCCAGGGAAGAGCUAAAGUGCAGUGUGUCUUGAUAUCGUGUGUUGGAAUAUCAAUGGUAUGGCAGCUACUUACAUCCUUUUCAAAGUCCCUUGCAUAGUUAUACAUCAAAACUGAGCAAGAAUGUGGGCAAUUGCAAACCCUGCGUAGGAUUUUAGUGUAAUGAUGCACUAUUGGUUUUUAGGAAUUUUGACAAUUAUGCACUGUAAUUCAAAUCCAUUGGCGUUGAAUUGAGCUUGGAGUUUGGAAUAGAUUGAUAAUUGGCCUAAAUUUCUUUCUGUUUAGUUUUCCUCAUCUUAUUUGCGAGCAUCUUUCAAAUUCUUUGUAGCACCUGCGCACUGGAUAAAGCUUAUGUUACCUAGGCUUGAACGCCCCUAACCCUUCGUGUUUCUGUUUUUGUUAUCACAAAGACUUGUAUACAACAGAUGCAAUUGUAUUUAACAAGUAGAGUCAACUUUGUCAAGGAUGAAAAAUACACCCGUUACAUACAAGACAUAUUGUAUGUUUUUGGUAUGUGAUGGCAUUUGUACGUGUAAAACUUCCAUUGACACGGUCUCUAGAUCUUAUCUUGUGGUGAUGAAUUUAUGUUAUGAAGGCUUUUCUUA